GACGGACACAUUUCCUUCUCAGGAUAUUGCAGCAUGAAGAAGGAGCAAGUUGCCAACUGUCAGUUCUCCGUUUGGUAUCCCAUAUUCAAGAAACAUACGAUCAAAAGCCUGAUUCUUCCACUGCCUCAGAAUGUAAUUGAUUAUUUAUUGGACGAUGGCACCCUGGUAGUCUCUGGGAGUUGUUGCAGUUUCCCGAACGCACCAGCGGCACACACCAACAACAGUGGAUCGGAGGAAGAGGAAGAUGUUCAGUGGUCAGAUGAUGAAACCACCACAACAGUCACUGCUCCUGAGUUCCCAGAAUUCACCUCCAAAGUGCUGGAGGCCAUAAACGCCUUGGGUGGGAGCGUCUUCCCCAAACUCAACUGGAGUGCUCCUCGGGAUGCGAAUUGGAUCGCCCUGAACAGCUCUCUGCAGUGUUUCAGCCUCAGCGACGUAUUUCUGCUCUUCAAAAGCUCCGACUUCGUCACUCACGACCUCACACAACCAUUCCUGCAGUGCAGCGACCAAGACUCUCCAGAUCCACUCAUCAAUUAUGAGCUGGUCUUGAGGAAGUGGAGCGAGCUGAUCCCCGGUGGGGAGUUUCGUUGUUUCGUCAAAGAGAACAAGCUCAUCGCCAUCUCCCAGAGAGACUACACCCAGUACUACCAGCACAUCCUGAAGCAGGAGGAGCACAUCCGCCAGGCCGUGCAGGAGUUCUUCAGCCAGCACAUCCAGUACAAGUUCCCGGAUGAAGACUUCGUGUUUGACGUCUACAGAGACAGCCAGGGACGGGUCUGGCUCAUCGACCUGAACCCCUUCGGCGAGGUCACGGACUCGCUGCUGUUCAGCUGGGACGAGCUGCUGUCAGGUGGAGAAAUCACCCGGGACCAUCAGGACGGCCCGUCUUUCCGCUACACCACCAGCGAGGUGACGGUGCAGCCCAGUCCCUGUCUGAGCUACAGAAUCCCGCGCGACUUUGUGGACCUCUCCACCGGAGAAGACGCCUUCAAGCUCAUCGACUUCCUCAAGCUGAAGAAAAGCCAACAGGAAGAAUCUGAGGACGAGGAGGAGGAAGAGGAGACGGCUCCGCAGUGACGUCGCCGCCAUCAUCAUCAUCAGCUCUUCACAUGUCUGCAUGAAGUGACUCUUCACCGAUCUGUCGUCGUUUUUCCCUUCUUUGAAUGCUGUUUCCUUCCCGUCCUCUGAGCAGGUCGUCGUGUACCAGGCUUUUCUCCGCUGACACUCGUGUGUUUCUGACAGAACAUGUUACAUUAGUGGCCCGUGUAAAAACCCCUUCAAGGACGGCAACACCGACGUAGCGGCCGGAGUUUCUCAUUUCAGUUUGUGAGGCGUGUGUUCACUAAUACUGUACAGAUCGCCUGCUUUUACUGUAUACUUUGAAUAAGAGUGUAUAAUAGUUGAUGUCUCUGGAAUAAAAAGGAACUCGGUAACCGGCA
Messenger RNA from Cololabis saira (Pacific saury), 1439 nucleotides. RefSeq names its product cell division cycle 123 homolog (S. cerevisiae) (gene cdc123). The record is from RefSeq and is a predicted model, not a curated record. Bases 34 to 1077 code for a protein of 347 amino acids. NCBI's taxonomy places the organism in Eukaryota, Metazoa, Chordata, Actinopteri, Beloniformes, Belonidae. The transcript is spliced from 13 exons. Gene Ontology annotation, cellular component: cytoplasm.